UGCCUUAUUGGCAACCUAAAAAUUCGUUUACAAACCUCUCUCUAUCUUCCACGUAACGAUCUGAUCUAAAUCAAAAUACAGAAUAUUCCAUUUUCACCGCUUCCUAAUCCCUUUAUUUCCCCCAAAUUUUCAAACCCUAACAUCACAAAUCUACGUGUUGAUCUCUUCAAAUCUUCAACAAACCAAUCAAUUUCCGUCUUCUUUCUCUUCGUCUCCGAUUAUUUUUAACUUACAGGGUUCUAGCUUCGAUUAUCGCAGUUCAUCAUGAAGUUCCUGGAAUGUGCUCCUUUGGAUCGGCUUAGCGAUUUCUUGAGUAAUUUGAAUCUGGGAGAACGUACUAUCAAAGGAUGCAUUGAAGCUUACAGUUGUAAGCAUUCUGGAGCAGAUAAGAAACUCUCCAUCAGUUUGAGUAAUGAGAUUCUUGAUUAUCUUGGAAAAUCAUCUGACAACGACUCUCCCUCACCGGUUGACUCCUUAUCCUCACCGGUUGACUCCUUAUCAGCCAGAACCAGCCGGAAGACAUUGGUUUACCUAGUUCUUGCCCUCUAUCACAUGUAUCCAGAUUAUGAUUUCAGCGCAGUUAAAGCUCACCAGUUUUUCACAGAGGAAUCAUGGGACAGUUUUAAGCAGAUUUUUGAAGCCUACAUGUUUGAAGCCUCAAAGGAAUGGGCUGAAACCUUUGGGGGUGUUUCUCUGCUGGAUGCCUUGUUCAAGGCCGUUGAUGAGGUGGUGUCAUUAGACGAUUGCGAAAUUUAUGGUUAUUUACCUGAUUCUGAGGCAGAUCCGUUACCAGAGAGAGGAGCCAUCUGGUCCUUUAAUUUCUUGUUUUACAAUAGAAAGCUUAAGCGGAUUGUGACUUUUCGUUUAAGCUGUUUUAGUAACUUGAUUGCUGAUGGAUUUUCUUUGGACGAGAUAUGUGACGAGUACGAUGAAGAAAUAUUUGCUGACAUGGAUAUUUGAGUUAACAUAAUAUCUAUUAUGUUAGCAUAUCCAGACACCCAUCCUCCAAUGUGCAGUUUCUGUAGUGCAAGAUCUAUGUGCAGUUCUGUAAUAUAAUGAGUUAUGUGGCGCCCUAGUCAUAGAUGUGGUAUUUCUAGGUUGCUACUUGCAACCCUUCAUGUAUGCAUGUUGUAGAUUUAGCAUAUCAUACUAUCUUUCUUGAGUGUCCAUUGUAGUAGAUUUGGAAUCUCUACCUAUAUUAUAUGUGCAUGUAACUAAUCUUAGUCAGGACACCUCUAGUGCAGUAAUAACAAAAACGUACUUAUUCGAUGGAGCAACGAUUAUUAAUGAAUAUUAAUAAAAUACACUACUCAGAAAUCCUGUCUAAUCCACCGUAAUUUAUUUUUGGUGAAUGAAGACAAGGUGUUGUAUCGACAA
This is a messenger RNA of Medicago truncatula (barrel medic), 1377 nucleotides long. RefSeq names its product repressor of RNA polymerase III transcription MAF1 homolog. Bases 265 to 960 code for a protein of 231 amino acids. The record is from RefSeq and is a predicted model, not a curated record. Gene Ontology annotation, cellular component: nucleus. Gene Ontology annotation, molecular function: RNA polymerase III core binding. The transcript has 11 exons. NCBI's taxonomy places the organism in Eukaryota, Viridiplantae, Streptophyta, Magnoliopsida, Fabales, Fabaceae. Gene Ontology annotation, biological process: negative regulation of transcription by RNA polymerase III.